Vigna radiata var. radiata (mung bean) is the source of this 573-nucleotide messenger RNA. RefSeq lists its product as uncharacterized. The record is from RefSeq and is a predicted model, not a curated record. Bases 1 to 573 code for a protein of 190 amino acids. Lineage: Eukaryota; Viridiplantae; Streptophyta; Magnoliopsida; Fabales; Fabaceae. The transcript has a single exon.
AUGGAGAUCGAGAGCAGUGAAGAAGAAGAGGAGAGGAUUGAAAAAAAUGGAGAGAAUGAGAAAAGAAGUCACUGUAGGCCAUUCAGGGAAAUUUUUAACCAGGUGAUUCUUGUUCCUUUAAUUGAAACUCUUCCCCAAGUUCCUGUUUACUCCAAGCGCAUAAAAUACUAUCUUGGAGAGGAGAUUAAUUUGGAUGAAGAAGAAGAACAAGAAUUGCAUAUAAAGGCUAGGAAAAGACGUCAUCCACCAAAGAUGAAGGACCCAGGAAGUCUUACUCUUCCAUGCAUGAUUGAAGAUGUAGAUGUGGGGGAAACCAUGCUAGACUCUAGGUCUAGUAUUAACAUGAUGCCUUUAUCCUAUUUGAAUAAAAUCGGAGGAUUAACAUUGAAACCAUUGAAUGUUAUGGUGAUGGUGGCAGAUGGGACAUCUUCAAGGCCGAUUGGUGUGAUGGAAGAUGUAGUUGUUCGGAUUGAACAUCUUGAAUUCUUGGUUGAUUUCAUAGUCAUGGAAAUGAAUACGAGUGGAAGGAUUCCAUUAAUCCUGGGGAGGCCUUUCAUUAAAACUUCUAAAUAA